UGUGACCUUCAGGGCGGGAAGGGAACCCCGGGACCCAAAGGAGAUGACGGAGAGCCUGGAAACCCCGGCCUGGACAACGACUCCCCAGGACUCCCAGGGAACAAAGGAGCCAAAGGUCACCGAGGACCUGAAGGAAACCCGGGACCAGUUGGACCUCCCGGACCUGCAGGAGUUGAUGAUUGUGAGAUUCUGGAUAUCAUCAUGAAGCUUUGCUCGUGCUGUGAGUGUAAGUGUGGGCCCCUGGACCUGGCCUUCAUCGUGGACAGUUCUGAGAGUAUCGGCUCCACUAACUUCGCUCUAGCUAAAGACUUCAUCAUCACCGUCAUAGACCGCCUUAUUAAGGACCAGCAAGUCCAUUUUGGUUUUAAUGACUCCAGGGUGGGCGUGGUGCAGUACAGUGGGGAUGGAGCCCAGGAGGCUGUCAGGCUGGGAGACCCCAACAUUAACACACUCACUGAGCUCAAACAGGCGGUGCGGGACCUGCGCUGGCUGGCCGAGGCCACCUAUACAGGGGAGGCUCUGCAGUUCUCUCUGACCAACAUGAUUGACCGUCUGCAGCAGGAGAACCGCGUGGUCCUAGUGCUCACCGACGGACGCUCUGAUAUCACCAGAGAUAAAACACCGCUCAACACGCUCUGUGGGAAGGGCAUCAAGGUGGGUGGUCUGGGAGUGAAGGACUACUCUGGCCGUCAGCCCAACCAUGAACAGCUCAGUGAUGUGGUCUGUAAGAGCGACCCUAAACCAGGCUUCUCCUUCGUACUGGAGAACUUCGCUGAGCUGCUGGAUGACUCCUUUCUACAGAACCUCACCACACGCAUCUGUGAAGAUAAGAAGUGUCCCAACUACAAAUGUCCCAUCUCGUUCUCAGGGGACACAGACAUCGUGUUGAUGAUGGACAGUUCAGCCAGUGUGGGACAGAGGAACUUUGACUCCAGCAAGACCUUCGUCAAGCGUCUGGCUGAGCGCUUCCUGUCUGCCGAGAGGUCCGGCCGCGCUGCCGUGCGUGUCGCCGUGGGCCAGUACAGCCGCGAACGCCGCAUGGAGGCGGAGCUGACCUCUAACCUCACCGUGCUGACCAGUAAGAUCGAUGCCGCCACCUUCCAGAACGACGGUACUGACGUUACCAAGGCGAUGGCCUUCGCCAUGGAGCAAUUCAAGACAUCAGGGGGCGGGAACAGGAAGAAGAAGCUGGUACUGUUCUCGGACGGGAGGUCGCAGGGCGUUACCGAGGCGAUGUUGGAGAAGCGCGUGCGGCUGGUGUCGGAGGCGGGAGUGGAGCUGUACGUUAUCACCGUGGGCAACCAGGUGAGCGAGGCCAACCUGCGCUCGCUGGUCAGCAGGGGGAGGAGUUACGAUGUCACCUAUGCCCAGCGCCACCUGUUCCGCGUCCCAGACUACCCAUCUCUGCUGCGUGGCGUGUUCUACCAGACCGUGUCCCGCAGGGUCUCUCAGGCCUGAGUUCAGGGGCAAGGGCUGGGACCACAUGCUUUAGAGUUUAGUCUCCCUCAUUAUGAAUGUCCAUUCGUACUUCGUCGCUCAUUUACUAUCACUGUGUUUUAGUUGUGUUUUUAUGUCCGAUAAUGACAGAAGACGAUUGUGUGUCAGACUGUGUAAGAGAUUGUGUUACACUGUGUUCAUGUGCUCUCUGGAUUAUCAGGACCUAACCAACCGGGAAAUUUCAGAAAAACUCCCAUAACAGAAACUAGUUUCAGAUGUCUAAAACAGUUUGUUAUGAGCUUCUAAGUUGUAAAUCCUUCCAGUCAGACUGUUCCCAGUUCCAUAAUUCCCAGUCAGACUGUUCCCAGUUCCAUAAUUCCCAGUCAGACUGUUCCCAGUUCCAUAAUUCCCAGUCAGACUGUUCCCAGUUCCAUAAUUCCAAGCAGCACAUGAACACAGCAUUAAACAGAACGGUGUACUGUAAAAUAAUGUUUUUUUUUUUGUGUGUUUUUUUUUUAAACAAACUUAUUUUAUGUUGUUUGUAGAUCAGAGACAGAACAGGAUAUGACAUCACUCCAUAUGUUUUAAACAUCAAAGUUAAACAUUAAACAUCCUCUAGACAACCUUGUCCAAAUGAAGAUACUGAACAGCUGGACACAGACAAUAUGUGUGUGUUUAGGGGAAUGGUCUCUAAUGUCCAGCAUAUCAUGUAGGAUUUUCUCUAUAAACAGUAUGUCUGGGUUCACUUGUUCAGAUGAUGACAGACACACACACACACACACACACUCCUCUCUGUAUCAGCCUCAUUAACCCUUGAAGGCCACCAACCGUCAACAUUGUUUUGGCCGGAUUAUUCAGUCCUUCGACGUUCCAGGUAACAGAUUGUGUGUGUGUUGUCAGCAGGAAAUUCCCUCUAUGUAAUAAAUCAUUAAUCCUUGGUGCUAUCGUUCAGAGCAAGUGUCUCAGAGUCAGAUGACCUCUGUAGCAGUAGACAGACUGAUGUCUUGACCUGGAAGAAAACCUGCCGCCAGACAUUUUGUUUGGACCAAGCAAGCUGCUUCAUUAAAUGCCGCUUCACCCCCAA
Molecule: messenger RNA, 2521 nt
Organism: Salvelinus namaycush (lake trout)
Lineage: Eukaryota; Metazoa; Chordata; Actinopteri; Salmoniformes; Salmonidae
Product: collagen alpha-1(VI) chain-like
Exons: 11
Source: RefSeq, a predicted model, not a curated record